Fusarium musae is the source of this 1233-nucleotide messenger RNA. RefSeq lists its product as uncharacterized. The transcript has a single exon. Bases 1 to 1233 code for a protein of 410 amino acids. NCBI's taxonomy places the organism in Eukaryota, Fungi, Ascomycota, Sordariomycetes, Hypocreales, Nectriaceae. The record is from RefSeq and is a predicted model, not a curated record.
AUGAGUGGUGCGUCUUUGCCCAGUGAACGCUUCUCCUUGGUCGCAUCCUUCUACGGCCCAGGAAACAUCGCCUCGUGGCUCUGCAUGGUGGUCUCCGUCCUGACCACUUGGUGCUUGAACACGGAGUAUCGUUGUAAAGAUAGCAUCAGCGCUGAUCUCGUUGUCGUUCUAGCAGUGCCAGGUGUUGCAGCAGGGCAUGCUAUCUACAGGCUUUUCUUUGGUAGUUCAAACCAUCAAUCGAUCCUGCAUCUGUUUACCAGCACAGAUUCAGAAGUAGUGAGGCAUGCGGCGGCUGCAGAGGCGGCGCUCGACGUAUGCGAAACAUUUUCUGCGAUAGCCGUCCUUCUGGUGUUCGUCUCCAUGUUCUUCGGUCAUCUGAAGCGUACACUAGCCGUUGUUGCUGUUGGCUUACUGGCCUUCUCGACUGAGGCAGUUGUGUUCACGCAGUUGAGGGGAGUCAGCGUAUCGGACACCAAUUUAACACGUCCGUUUCUCUUCAACUUCUUCGAGGUUAUGGUGUCGUUAGUGGUCUUUGUGGCAGUAUGGCUCACUGUCUUCAGUAUUCUUAUAAUGUGGCUACGCUUAGGCGUAGUCGAGGAACCCGAGGAACAAAUAGAGAUGGAGUCCGCCGAUAUCGAGCUCGAAAUAGAAGUGAGGGCGGCCCUGAGGGGACAGGCUUUGGAUGUAGAUUCGGCGGUGCGGUGGGAGAACCAACAACAAUCCGCCAUGGCACUCCAGCUCACCGAGGAAGAAGCCCGAGAUGGAAAUCCAAUGCGAUCUUUGACGCUGCUUUCGAUCUUCUUCCUCCCCUUCUCCUUUUUUGCUACUCUAGCCUCUACAAGCACGCCCUUUGGAGUGUUUGGAAGAACCAGUUUCACGCCAUCGCCGAACUCGAGUGCUACCGUCCUAUUCUUCGUUCCAAGAACCACGACUGAUAUUACAGAACUGGACCAGAUGGUGUCCCUCUGUAUUGGCAUCAUCACCCUUCUGUUCAGCCUUUGGGAAACGCUCAAAUCUCGAAAGAAGGAAGAGUCGAGGGCCCGGCAAAAGACCAGGCAGCAAGCAGCACACGAUCGGAGGAACUGGCGCCAAGGACGGUUGAAUGCAGGGCUUAGUCUCCUCCGGCAGGUAAAUGAUGAACUUGAUGAGACUUCGGACGCAACGCGAAGACAAGAGCUCUUGGAUAAGCGAAAUUUAAUAAUGGUCAAAUUGUUUAGGAUGGUGGGCUCGUAA